Messenger RNA from Chilo suppressalis (striped riceborer), 1967 nucleotides. Lineage: Eukaryota; Metazoa; Arthropoda; Insecta; Lepidoptera; Crambidae. The record is from the annotation of a GenBank genome assembly.
UCAAUAAAUAGCGAUAAAGGUGCUUUCAGUGUACGUACUGUACUUUCUGAUAUCACACUCGACGGAGGCGUGUUCACGGUAGUUCCCAGGCAGUGGCACUUUAUUAAGAUACGAUUUCAAGAAGUAUCAUUCUAAUUGAAGACGUUGUAUAGUUAACUGCUUAUUCUCGUUAUACUUGAAGAAAUUACGGAAAAAUGGCUCUGUACAGCAGUUUAAAGAACAACUUGCAGUACGCUACGCUGAAGACUUUGUCGCUGGUCAGUAUCAGCGUCAUGUCGCCCCAGCAGAGCGUGCAGGAGCUGUUCCGGACGGCGGACUGCGUAUGCUUCGACGUCGACUCCACAGUCAUAAGGGACGAGGGCAUCGACGAGCUCGCCAAGUUCUGCGGCAAGGGCGACGAGGUCAAACGACUAACGGCGGAGGCGAUGGGUGGUAGUAUGACCUUCCAAGAGGCACUCAAGAAAAGGCUGGACAUUAUCAGGCCCACAGUCAGUCAAAUCAGGGAAUAUAUAGAUAAGAAUCCCGUACAUCUGACGCCAGGAGUAGCAGCAUUAGUCAAGGAGUUACACGAAAGAGGUGUGGCGGUGUACCUUGUCUCCGGAGGAUUCCGAAGCCUGAUCGAACCAGUAGGAGAACUACUUAAUAUUCCUCCAUCAAACAUCUUCGCUAAUAGGCUAAAAUUCUACUUCAAUGGAGAAUACGCGGGUUUCGAUGAGAACGAGCCUACGUCCAGGUCGGGGGGUAAAGGUCUGGUAGUGAGAAGGUUGAAGGAAGCCCACGGCUAUCAGCGGCUCAUCAUGGUCGGAGACGGCGCCACAGAUGCGGAGGCGAGCCCGCCAGCGGACGGGUUCAUUGGUUUUGGUGGCAAUGUAGUACGCGAAGAAGUGAGGAAGAGGGCAUCAUGGUACGUGACCGAUUUCCAAGAGCUGACUCACUCGCUCUCCAUUCAGUCCAAAUAAACGUCAAAUAUAGUAAAAAACAUGCAGUAAUGAACUCUAUUGUAUGGAUAAUAAAGAUCUGCAACCGCUCGCUGGCGAGUAUAACAGUUGCCACUUCUAACUUUUAGUACCUUGCCAGUAGAGUUAUUUUGACCUGUAUUGGAAGAUUAGUUUAAAUUAUAGCUAUUAGCGGGAUUGUUAUCAUGUACCUUGUUUACUAUGAGUCUCCGAUAUUUCGGCACUGUUGCAAGCGCCAUGGUCACCGAGUAACUGACUGGUACACGGUAACAAUCCCGAGAGCUAUAAUGUUAGUGACAAUGAAAUUUUAAAACUUUGAAUUAGUUUAAAUUGUUUGACAUUUCCAUGUGACAUUGUAUUUUGCAUGUUAGUGUCAAAAUUUGUCUGCAGAGUCAGACGUGUAGCUUUGUGUUUUUGUAGUAGUAGCGUUUUCUACUCAGUGCAGUUUGAAAUUAAUGGAAAAGUGUUGCCGUGCAACAAUUAACAAUAAUAGCAUUAAAUUUUAGGAAAAUUAUGUAAAUAUCGAAAUUUGUUAUUUGAUGGAUAUUAGUUUUGGGAGUGAUUGGGUGGUAUUGGUUCUUUACGUAUGAUCGCGGGAGUUGGCAAAGAUCUUUAGUGCGUUAAUUGCUUGAGCUCUUCUCUAAUAGUAGUUAUAAACUCUACGAACUGACAUGAUCUAGUGCAAGUGAUUUACGCGCUUAAGGUUCGAUCAUAAGUGCGUUAAUUGCUUGAGUUCUUUUCUAACAGUAGUUAAAAGCAACCAACUAUCAUGAUCUAGUGCAAGCGAUUUACACCCUUAAGGUUCAAAUGCCAACUUCUUCGGUUAUUGUGUCCAAGAACACGAUAACUUAGAUCGAACUGAGCUCAGGCAGCAUUAUAAAUAAAUAUUUGUUUAGUAUUUUUUGAUGCCAUGUCUAGCUAUUCGUGUUUGUUAUUUGUCAUUUUGACAGCAAAUUGUCCCUAUUGCCCUCUUUAAAGAAUGAAAAGAAGAAACUAUUGUCAAGUUUACAA